Molecule: messenger RNA, 1272 nt
Organism: Lycium ferocissimum
Lineage: Eukaryota; Viridiplantae; Streptophyta; Magnoliopsida; Solanales; Solanaceae
Exons: 3
Coding region: 368-730 (120 amino acids)
Source: RefSeq, a predicted model, not a curated record
CUUUUAGUUAGCGUUAUUGGAAAAUAUUUAGGUGUUGGACCAAAAGAAAGAGUGCACCCAUCAAUUUAACUGGAGCAGAGUUUAUUAAAGAUUUGACUGAAGGACAUCCUUGUGGAUGCUAUGUGCUAUGACCUACUACGUAUGAUUGUUGGAUGUUUCUUACAACUUGUAGAUGAGAUGAAAACAAGAGGUCUAUUAACUGAUUCAAGAACGGUUAGAGUUGAGGAACAGUUGGCUAUAUUUCUAUUUACGUUAGCUCAUAAUGAGAGGAAUAGAGUUGUGCAAAAUCGUUUUCAACAUUCAAGAGAAACAAUUAGUCGGUAUUUUAACAAGUGCUUGAAAGCUUGUCUACGUUUAGGAAAACACUAUGUCAAGCAGGCAGGAAGAAGUAUUCCGCAAGAAAUAUCCUCUAAUCCACUUUUCUAUCCUUGGUUCAAGCUUUUUGAAGGAUUGUAUUGGAGCUAUAGAUGGAACUCACAUUCCUGCAUUAAUUCCCGUGGAAGAGCAACCAAGAUAUAGAAAUCGUAAAGGAGUUCUUUCUCAAAAUGUCCUUGCUGUGGUAGAUUUUGAUAUGAACUUUCAAUACGUGCUUGCUGGUUGGGAAGGCUCUGCUUCAGAUUCUAGAGUUUUAAGAAACGCUGUUUGGGAGAGAUCAGAAAAUAAGUUGAAAAUUCAAAAUGGAAGAUAUUACAUAGUUGAUGCAGUUAUGCAAAUACAAAGGGAUUUCUAGCACCUUAUCGUGGUGUACGAUAUCAUUUGAGAGAAUGGAGCCAAACACAAGCACCACAAAAUGCUCGUGAACUCUUUAACUUGAGACAUUCAAAGCUUCGAAAUGUCGUGGAGAGGACAUUUGCUGUUUUGAAAAAAGAUUCCCUAUAUUAACGACUCCUCCUCCAUAUUCCAUCAAAAAACAAGGUUGGAUUGUGCUAUCAUGUUGUAUACUUCAUAAUUUCAUUCGUAAGUGGAACUGGGACGAUUCAUAUUUUGAAGAACAUGUGGAAGAGGAAAUAGAAGAUUCCCACAAUUUGGAUGAUAUUGAUUCAAAUGAAGAAGAACUUGGACGAGGACCGACAGAUGUUGACAAACAAUACAUGUGCAAUCUAAGAGAUGGGAUAGCUCAACAGAUAUGGAAUGCUAGAGCAAUUAGGUAGAAUAGCAUAUGUUGAAAGGGACAGAGUAGGUCAUUGUCACUUGAAGCAAGUGGUAUAGCCACCACCAUUUUGUAAAAUAGGUAGAUGUAAGAGGUUGGUCGAGAGAAAUUUAGAAUUGGAA